UGGUUUCCUGGUACUGGCAGCGGUAUAUCCAUCCUCCCACAGUUUCCGUGCCUCAUCUUCUCAAACCGAAACACUACUUCGUUCUGGACACAACAGUGAGAGAAAGUGAGAGAGAGAAUGGCGAAGUCCGAUCCACAGCCCCGGGGCUUCGAGCACCUGCCGGUGGCGCUGUUAGCGACGAUAAUGACGAAACUGGAUGUGCCUUCGAUAUGCUCACUCGCAUGCACUUGCAGGACCUUCAAGGCCUGCGCUUCUCAAUUGCUCUCUUUCCUCCCUUCCUUCCACCUCCUCGACAUUUCGCCAUCAAUCGGUUUGUUGAGGCCUUUGUUGCCUCCAAACCCUUGCCUUCGAACUCUCAAGCUUAAUUGCUCUCGCCUGGAUGAUUCAGCCAUCGAUUUUUUCAUCCGGCCUUCUCUUCACGAGAUUUCUCUCCUCAAUUGCGCCGAUUUGGGCGGCCGCCUUCUCUUCGAGAUCGGAGCACGCUGCAAACAUCUCAGGUCUCUAUACUUGAGUUCCUUGGCGGAGAAAAGGGGGCGGUCGAUUCAUGUUUCUGAUCUUGAGGAGCUGUUAAGUGGUUGCUCUGACUUAGAAUCAUUGGUCCUGAUGCUUGACAUGUCUAUACUUAUUCGGCAUAAUUUUGCGCGUGUUUGGGCUUCAGCUUCUGCAAAACUCAGUUCUCUUGAGAUUGGGUUUAUAUCUUCUGUAAUGGUGACCGAAAUGUUAAGCCCAACUGUUGGACCCCAUCAGUCAUCAAAUCAUAUGAAGGCAUCCGUGUUGCCUGGACUGGGGAAAUUGUGCCUUUCAGUAGAUUAUAUUACUGAUACUAUGGUCAGUACAAUAUCUAAAAAUCUUAACUGUUUAACCCAUUUGGAUCUUCGAGAUGCACCAAUAAUUGAACCUACAGUUGCAUUUGAUCUCACUAAUGUUGGCAUUCAGCAUAUCAAUCCCCAUGGGAAGUUAAAACAUCUUUCCCUUGUCCGGAGCCAGGAGUUUGUUAUCAGCUUCUUUAGGCGAGUUAAUGAUCUUGGGAUACUCAUGUUGGCUGACAGAUCCUCAAGCAUGGAAAGUAUACGUCUUGGUGGCUUCUGUCGAGUUACGGAUACUGGUUUUAGGACCAUCCUACAUUCUUGCACAAAGUUAUACAAGUUUAAGGUUUCCUUUGGGAAUCAACUAACUGAUUUGGUAUUUCAUGAUAUCUCAGCUACUUCACUCAGUCUAAUGGAUGUUAGCUUACGAUGGUGCGGUCUCCUGACAAAUUAUGCAACUGUGCUCUUAGCAUCCAACAUGGAUCUUAGUAUCCUUGAUUUGAGGGACUGCAGGAGCCUUGGGGAUGAUUCAGUUAGAGCCAUCAGCACUCUUCCCAAGUUGAAGACCUUACUAUUAGAUGGUACUGAUACAAGUGAUGUGGGAUUGUCAUAUCUGAGAGAGAGGGUGAGAAGUUCAUUAAUUUCUUUGUCUGUUAGAGGUUGCAAGAGACUUACAGACAGGUUCAUCUCUCUCUUGUUUAAUGGCUCUUCUAAGCCAGUGCUGCGACAACUGGACCUAUCAAAUGUUCCCAACCUUUCUGAUGACGGUGUGCUUUUACUUGCAAAAAGUCGUGUUCCUUUUACUGAGCUCCGGAUGAGACAAUGUCCACUGAUAGGUGAUACUUCAGUUAUGGCUUUAGCUUCAAUGCAGGUUGGUGAGGAUUGGUGCCAUGGAAAUAGCUUAAGGUUGUUGGAUCUUUAUAACUGUGGUGGGAUUACACAGCUUUCAUUCCGGUGGCUGAAGAAGCCGUACUUUCCAAGGUUGAGAUGGCUAGGAGUGGCAGGGAAUGACAGAGACGUGGUAGAUGCUUUGGCAAGAAGUAGACCAUUCUUAAAUGUAUCAUGGCGCGGUGAGGAGUUGGGUACUAGCCAAUGGGAUACAUCUGAUAUAACAUUCCUGCUUGACUAUGAAGAAAUUGAUGAACUUGAGCAGUGGCUUCUUGAAGGCGAUUACACAAGCAAUGAUGAGGAGAUGGAGGAGGAGGCCGCGGUAGAAGAAGAAGACGAUGACGAAGAAGAAGAAGAAGAAGAAGAUGAUGCUGAUGCUGAUGCUGAGUAAGGUUGGUGAGCUUGCAUGAUUCCAAAUUUUACAUUAAUCUGUUAAUUUUAUGCUUUUAAUCUGUGUAUAUAAUUGUAGUAUAGCUUAAAACUGUUGUGCUUGUGUUUUAAGACUAAACAUCUGAGAAGAUCAAUGUUUUGACUGUAAUUUUUUUUUUUUUUUUGGGUUGUAAAUGACUGUAAUUUUAAGCUGUGUGGUUUGUAUCAAGUGCCCAUUGCGUCUAGCGUAGCAAAUUAAUCUUACUGGAACCCCCCCAAAUCCUAUC
Molecule: messenger RNA, 2350 nt
Organism: Diospyros lotus (date-plum)
Lineage: Eukaryota; Viridiplantae; Streptophyta; Magnoliopsida; Ericales; Ebenaceae
Product: F-box/LRR-repeat protein 10
Exons: 4
Coding region: 118-2085 (655 amino acids)
Biological process (GO): SCF-dependent proteasomal ubiquitin-dependent protein catabolic process
Cellular component (GO): SCF ubiquitin ligase complex
Molecular function (GO): protein binding
Source: RefSeq, a predicted model, not a curated record